Molecule: messenger RNA, 1443 nt
Organism: Eremomyces bilateralis CBS 781.70
Lineage: Eukaryota; Fungi; Ascomycota; Dothideomycetes; Eremomycetales; Eremomycetaceae
Product: mitogen-activated protein kinase MAF1
Exons: 3
Coding region: 135-1109 (324 amino acids)
Biological process (GO): negative regulation of transcription by RNA polymerase III
Cellular component (GO): nucleus
Molecular function (GO): RNA polymerase III core binding
Source: RefSeq, a predicted model, not a curated record
UCUUCUCAGUCAAUUCCCAUCAUUCAGAUCCGACAAUACAACACCUUCAUUCGAAUCACGCCCUAUGGCUUUGGUCACUUCUGCUCAGCUCGUGUAGGCGCAACGCCUGCACUGGGCUUGGUUGACUUCUAACAAUGAAGUAUCUGCCGAUUCGCGAGCUGGAAGACGUCACCACCGCCUUGAACUUCGAUACAGCGGACUGCCACGUGAUCGGAGGCUGCGACCUGUAUACGACCAAGGCUGCUGGCAGUGACAAGAAGCUCUACAAGGAGAUCGAAGAUUCCCUGGAAUCCCAACAUGAGACCCUCCUCAAACUCUCCGUUUCCCUCUCCCCACCGCAGGCCGAGUCCCUCGGCGCAUCGUUGAAUCUCUCCCGCUCCAGCGCGUUCGGUCCGCUGAGCCAGGUGUCAAGCCGUCGCACCUUCGCAUACUUGAUCGCGACGCUGAAUUCCAGCCAUCCCGACUAUGACUUUUCGAACAUCCUUCGACCGUCGGACUUCCGACGGGAGCGGUACUUUACCGCCGUCACCAACCGGAUCGACUCGACUAUCUACAAUCUGCGACCGCGGCCGGUGACGGUGCUGCAGGGUGCAUCGCAAAGCACCACUGGUAGCAGCGCAUGGGGACCGCGGAUGUGGCGGCUCAUCGACAAUGAGAUGGACCUUCGCUCCUGCGACGUGUACACGUAUCUGCCGGAAGAAGACCCCUUCCAGGGCGAGGAAGGCGCGAUCUGGAGCAUCCAUCAUUUCUUCUUCAACAAGCAGAAGAAGCGAGUCUGCUAUAUCCACCUUCGCGGCAUGAGCAUCAUUGGACACACCCCCUUGCGCGCGCCUAUCGCGCCCACGCCGAAGAAGAAGCGACGUAGCUCUGUCUAUGACGACGGCGCGAGGAAGCGCGCGGUGUUCUGGCUGGGCGAGCGCGCGGGGAUCGACUACGCCGACGACGAUGACGAUGACAUGGUCAUCGAUAACCCGGGCGACGACGAAGUCGACAACGACCUAGACCUCCUAGAUCACGAACAUGCACUAACCUCGUCACGGCGCAAGAACCGGAGCGGCGUUCGUGCGAUGAGCGAGUCCAUUAUGGAGACAAUGGAACUUGAUUCUUAGGAUGGGACGGAUGGGGGUUGAUGAGUAUCCGAUUAAUGACGGUUCGGGGUUCACGGGAUCGGCGUCCGGUGGCAUAGGUUUCGCGGGCGAGAAAGGCGGCAUCGGAGAAGGUCAAAUUGCCUCGUUCAUCCAUGGUUCGCUGGUGCCGCAGUUUGGGUCUGUAUAUUUCUGUGCGUCGAUGCCUACGUAGCUUGCGUUAUUAAUGCUAUGGUAUUCUUCUCGACGAUCGGGAGCUCGGUAGUCCGAUAUCCUCCAUAUCUACCAGUUUGGUCUCCUCCUUAAUUUCCUUCUUGAUCGCCUGACCCGCGUCUCCGUUCGUCGUGAUCGUCUCCUU